ACUUCCUCUUUCCUCCUACCGACAUGGCGGCGCUUGGGCGGUCUCUGUUCGGUCUCAGAAACACCUUGAAGGUCGGGGUAACCCGCGGCUUUCUGCAUCCCCAGAACAAACCUGGGAGGCAGCUUGACUCGGCCCGAAACAUGCUGGUGACGAAAUCGGGAGCCAUUUUACCCAAACCUGAAAAGACUUCCUUCGGUCUUGUGAAAGUCUUCAUUGUGGUUAUUCCUUUUCUGUACAUGGGCACGUUGAUCAGCAAGAGUUUUGCCUCACUGCUGGAGGAACACGACAUCUUUGUCCCAGCUGAUGAUGACGAUGAUGACUAACUCAGGGUUUCUCCUCAAUUCACAAGCUGGUCUCGUUUGAUUGAAAACCAUGGGAGUCAUUAGCUGUACAUAUUAUUCCUGUACCUAAAUCACCCAAAUCCCUCAGACUGAAGAAACAACUUCUCUGAAGAGGGAAACAAUCAAAGUGUGGCCAUACUUUGCAUGCGUUGCACAUAGUGUGUGUAUGGGGUGGGGUUUGGUUCAAGAGGGUAUGGAUGGGACAUUUAGCAUUUAUUAGACUUAGGAUCACUCUCCUAAGAAAACCUUUCCUAUCUUAGCUAGAUUGACACUUAUUUAGACAAGCACUUCUGAUGUUUGAAUUAUAUUUGUUUUAUAAAUCUGACUCUCUGUACUUCCAACGAUACAAACCCAGGCUGGACUUCAGCUUACAUAAAUGUCCUGUUGCAUGGUGCUGGUGUUCUGUGGAUGCCUUUGAAUUAUAGUCCCACUAUAAACAGGGGGGCAUGCUGAUGCAAGCAGAAUUUGCCUGCUGUAUAUGUUGGUUGAUGUAACCCAACAGUUGUCAGCACUGGGUCAGGAUCGAACACUCCUCUCUAGUUGUUCAAAUUUAUAAUCUGCAGUUUGGAAUCACCGACAAAGCUGUUGGUGGUUUGGAACAGCAGAGCUUGACUUCUUAUUGGUUAAGGGAAGUAUAAUUUACACAGUGAAACUAGUCAUUUGAAUCCAAGCAAAUGGGAAAAGUUACUUCCUUGAAACAACACAGUAAUUUAAUUUCUGUAGUAAUUAAACUUUAGAAGCAUCAGGCAGAGUGAAAUGUGAUCAGCAGUGAAUCAUUUGGCCCAGAAAUAAGAGGUACUUUAGAUCAUUGCAACCAGUGAUAUAGAGAAAUCAAUGUUAAGACAAAUGGGAUGUGAUUUUGGCUGAUUGUGUGCACCUGGCCUUUCGCAGUGGUGGGAAAGUGUGAGCUGUGGAAUAGAUACGAUCUGCCUCCAGUGAGAGUACAUAUCUGGUGUGUAACUGAGUGCCUGCUGUUUGUUUUUUGGCUCCAUAUUUUGUCGAUGAUGUGGGACAUUAAAUGCUUCAGUUAAAUUACCUCUGGUUUAAAGAUUUGCUGGUGUGUUUUGACGGACUCCAUUUCUGUCACCUGCAGCAAUAAAACUGGUUGAAUCUGACCGAACAA
This is a messenger RNA of Pristis pectinata (smalltooth sawfish), 1464 nucleotides long. RefSeq names its product single-pass membrane protein with aspartate-rich tail 1b (gene smdt1b). Gene Ontology annotation, biological process: mitochondrial calcium ion homeostasis; calcium import into the mitochondrion. The coding region runs from base 24 to 323 and encodes 99 amino acids. The record is from RefSeq and is a predicted model, not a curated record. The transcript is spliced from 3 exons. NCBI's taxonomy places the organism in Eukaryota, Metazoa, Chordata, Chondrichthyes, Rhinopristiformes, Pristidae. Gene Ontology annotation, cellular component: mitochondrial inner membrane; uniplex complex.